ACGUGUUCUGUUUUAGAUCCAAUCCGUGACCCUUCUGCUGAUGUUGUCAACCAAAUUUUCAUGGAAGUAUGCACGUUUAGGAACAAAAUAUGGCUUUAUUUUAGAUUAUGACGUAUUAAUGAUCACGGGAACAUUGCGUAAAGGUAGUUAAUUAUUAGUACCAACAUGGAGUGCUUGUAUAUUUAGCUUUAUUUAGGCAUUUUCAUUGACACAAGGAAAAGAGACCAGGGACUUGGCGCUAAUGCGUUAGCUUAGAGCAUCUUAGCUUUUCAAACAGCCUUACAAAAGGAGUGACAGGUAUCAAAUUCAACCUCUUGGCAAUUUGUUUUGAUGUUUGUGGCUUCGUGCUCUGUCUCCUUUCCUCUGCUUUCUACAAGAGCUAACUUUGUAGUGCUAAACUAACCAUCCCUGUGGUGAACCGCAUUGUUGUUGUUGUUGUUAGCUGCCUGCUGGCUAAUGUGUAGCUAUAAUUAUUGCCUCCCAGUGGUGGAAAAAGUAUUCAAAUCCUUUAACGAUUCUCUGAGUAGUUUGCGAACUUUGGGAAACUGCCAGAACAACAUGGCUCCCAAAGACAUUAUGACAAAUUCCCAUGCCAAGUCCAUUUUGAACGCCAUGAACUCUCUUCGGAAGAGUAACACGCUCUGUGACAUCACUCUGAGGGUCGAGAGCACGGACUUCCCCGCUCAUCGGAUCGUACUCGCUGCAUGCAGUGACUACUUCUGUGCCAUGUUCACCAGUGAGCUGGCGGAGAAGGGGAAGUCUUUCGUGGACAUCCAGGGCCUGACUGCAGCAACUAUGGAGAUCCUGCUGGACUUUGUUUACACAGAGACAGUUUUGGUGACAGUGGAGAAUGUGCAAGAGCUGCUGCCGGCCGCAUGUCUGCUACAGCUCAAAGGUGUGAAAAGAGCAUGCUGUGACUUCCUGGAGAGUCAGUUGGACCCUUCAAACUGUUUGGGUAUCAGAGACUUCGCUGAGACCCACAACUGUCUGGAGCUGAUGCAGGCGGCCGAGCUCUUCUCCCAAAAACAUUUCUCUGAAGUGGUGCAACAUGAGGAGUUUAUGCUGCUCAGUCAAAACGAGGUGGAGAAGCUCAUCAAAUGUGACGAGAUACAGGUAGAUUCAGAGGAGCCGGUGUUUGAGGCCGUGUUAAACUGGGUGAAACACAACAGAAAAGAGCGAGAGCCGUAUCUUCCCGACAUGUUGGAGUUUGUGCGGAUGCCUCUACUCACACCACGCUACAUCACCGACGUCAUCGAUGCAGAGCCCCUCAUACGGAGCAGUCUGCCGUGUCGAGACCUCGUUGAUGAAGCCAAAAAAUUCCACCUGAGACCCGAGCUGAGGAGCGAGAUGCAAGGCCCACGCACACAGGCCAGACUAGGUGCCAAAGAAGUGCUGCUCGUCAUUGGUGGAUUUGGAAGUCAACAGUCACCCAUCGACGUAGUAGAAAAGUAUGAUCCCAAAACUCAAGAGUGGAGCUUCCUUCCGAACAUAGCGAGGAAAAGGCGUUAUGUAGCCACCGUGUCUCUCCAUGACAGAGUGUAUGUGAUCGGGGGUUAUGAUGGGCGCUCACGGCUCAGCUCUGUGGAGUGUCUGGACUACACGGCCGAUGAGGAUGGGGUCUGGUACACCGUGGCUACUAUGAACGUACGCAGAGGACUCGCGGGAGCUACUACACUCGGAGAUAUGAUCUAUGUGGCGGGUGGGUUUGAUGGCAGUCGUCGACACACGAGUAUGGAGCGGUACGACCCAAACAUUGACCAGUGGAGCAUGCUGGGAGAUAUGCAGACAGCCAGAGAGGGGGCGGGCCUCGUCGUGGCCAGUGGACUCAUUUACUGUUUAGGUGGGUAUGACGGCUUGAAUAUUCUGAACUCAGUGGAGAGGUAUGACCCUCACACGGGCCACUGGACCAGUGUGACCCCAAUGGCCACUAAGAGAUCAGGGGCAGGAGUGGCGUUACUUAAUGACCACAUCUAUGUGGUUGGAGGGUUUGACGGAGUGUCUCACCUGGACUCAGUGGAGGUGUAUAACAUCAGGACAGACUAUUGGACCACUGUAGCCAGUAUGACCACGCCACGCUGCUACGUCGGAGCCACAGUCCUCCGUGGACGGCUCUAUGCGAUAGCAGGAUACGAUGGAAACUCACUCCUCAGCAGUAUUGAAUGUUACGACCCGGUGAUCGACUCUUGGGAGGUGGUGACUUCCAUGGCAACACAGCGGUGCGACGCAGGCGUCUGUGUGCUACGAGAGAAGUGAACUAUCUGAGACUGGACUUUAGGAAAACCACUUCGUUAGAACCACACGCAGCCCUGUUGGUUUAUGCAAAAAGACUCUGAACAAACAGGAGUGAUGUGGCCUAUGGAGACUGAGCUGUGCCACAGUAGAUUUAAAGGUGCACUAUGUAACUUUCCUGGUGGAGGGUUUGCCAUCUGCUUGCUCCCAAAGAAGAUGCUAUUGCUUUGCCUAGAAACUGAAAAAGUGUGUCAUUUAGUGUUGUCACGAUACAAAAAUUUCAAACUAUUUCAAUACUAAGAAAUAGACUCAGUACUGACUCCAAUACCACAAUGAUAAGAAAAAAUAACUACAGGAUGUGAUUUUCAACAUUAAAUAAUAGUUUAUUUUAUAGUAUAUCAGUAUAAUCGGUGGUCCAGGUACGUUCCAUUGUGGUCUUUGGUCUUAUACUAGUCUAUGUGUCUUAUACGUGUUCAGAUACAGCUUAAGGUCAUUCUAAAUCUGUUGAGGAAAGGUUUGUAUCAAUCCUGUGAAUGUGACUUUUUUUAGUAUUAAUAACUGCUUAAAUGAGUAUCUAGUAUCAAUACUAGUUUUUGUAUGAAGUAGUAUCUGAUUUUUGGGACUUUUGACAACCAUAGUGUCAUUAGGCUAAUCUCUGUUCAUAGACACAAGCAGAUGAUGCCACUAGGCCAAGUUACUUGUCAAAUCCGUGGAGUUUUUUUCAAGGUAUUUUUAGCCAAGAUAAGUACUUUUAACUAAUUAAAUGCAAAAUAGAUUAGUUUAAUGCCAUACUCUGGAACAUUUUUGGCAAAGCAGAAACUUAUCCAUAGAGACAAAUAAGCGACAGACCCCCCACCAGAAAAGUUACAUAGUGCAGCUUUAAAAGAGGCCUUAAGGAGCCCACGUGCAUGACUCGGGCCAGUGCUACACAUUGUUGUCAUUACAUUUGAGAUUAUUUUUUCAUUUUGUCAUCAAAGUGCAAUAUAUUUCUACAAACAAGAAUGAAAACCUGCACUUGCUGCUAUUGUUUUUGGCCUUUGUCACACAGUGGACAUUAUGUUGAAAUUAUGGACCUAAAGCAGGAGACAGGUGACAUGUGACCAGAUGGAGCGGUCAAAGGAUCAUCUGAGCUUUUUAUAGUACUACUUCUAUUGUAUAUCCAGAUGUUUUAAAAGAAAUCACUAUUUUAUGAACACAAAAGUACAGUGCAUCAAUCGUAAACCAGUCUCGUCUGGCUGAACUGAAGAACCACAUGUUUAAAAUGUAGAUGGUCAUUUUUUUCUGAUCAUAAAUUAGAUAUAUCACUUUUAUUAUAGGCAAAUCUAGCCAUCACUGUCAUCUGAAUAAACUUUAUUUACAAAGUACAA
Periophthalmus magnuspinnatus is the source of this 3596-nucleotide messenger RNA. RefSeq names its product kelch-like protein 12. Lineage: Eukaryota; Metazoa; Chordata; Actinopteri; Gobiiformes; Gobiidae. The record is from RefSeq and is a predicted model, not a curated record. The transcript has 12 exons. Gene Ontology annotation, molecular function: protein binding. The coding region runs from base 457 to 2253 and encodes 598 amino acids.